This is a messenger RNA of Lactuca virosa, 657 nucleotides long. The record is from the annotation of a GenBank genome assembly. NCBI's taxonomy places the organism in Eukaryota, Viridiplantae, Streptophyta, Magnoliopsida, Asterales, Asteraceae.
AUGGCUCCUACCGAAGAUCGGAUAACCUGGAACAACGAGAAUAUUGUAAUAUUUUGUGAUGUUUGUAUCGACUAUAUUGCUAAGAAUAGACGUGGUCAACUCAUGAGAUGGAAAGAGAUAGAAGAUUUGUUUACAGAAAGGAUCGGUAAAAGAUAUCACUCUAAAAGCUUAAAGAACAAAUAUGAUUCAAUGAAAAAAGAUUGGCGCAUUUGGAAAUUUUUAAAAACAGGAGAACCCGAUUUAGGUUGGAAUCCAACGACCGGAAAGCUAGAUUGUCCAGAUGAAUGGAGAAAGCCGAUGCCAAGAAAUACCGACAUAAGGGAGUUUGUCCACUUGUUGAAGAAAAAUGGGAUCAAUUGUUCGGAGAUGCAGCAUAAUAUACAAAAGGUUCACGAAAACCAUUCUGAAAUUAUGGGUUUGAUCAAGAAGGGUAAAGACACGAAAAAGGAUGAGGUAGGAACAAGUAUUGAUGAGAUAAUGGAUAUUAUGAACCGAAUAGUUGCAAAUGAUGAUGAUGUUGAGGUUGGUGGAGAUAUUUGGUGUCAUGCAAUGCUUAUGUUGCGGGAUCCCACUAAUAGGGAAAUAUUCUCCAAGAUGCCAAGUGAUGAUGCUAGAUGGGCUUGGUUGAAGUUUGCUCAAACGAGAAAUAUAUUUUGA